AUGAAGGUUUCGGUCGUUCAGCUCGCCCUUACGCUCUUUGCCCUCCCUGCCAGCGUCUUUGCGGCGUUUGGCAUCACAAAUUCUGGUGGAACGGUCACAGUAGAUAGUGGUGCGGGUCUUGUCAUCAAGAUCAACUCCUCAACCGGUGACAUCAACUCAAUCGUCUACAACUCGAAGCAACUCCAGGACUCGUCAAAGUUUACGCAUAUUGGUUCAGGUCUAGGAUCCGUGACGACCACCACGAGCGUAUCGGGCAAUUAUGCCAGGGUGACACUCACGACCUCGACUCUUAUACAGACCUACGUCGUUGUCAAUGGUCAGAAUACGCUCUACAUUGGCACAUACAUUACCGCCGAACCAUCCGUCGGAGAACUCCGUUUCAUUGCCCGACUGUCCAGAAGUGCUCUUCCCAAUGGAGUGACUGCCUCUGAUAUCAAAGGUGGUUCAGCAAUCGAGGGAUCAGAUGUGUAUAAUGUAAAUGGACAGACAAGGAGCAAGUUUUACUCCAGCAAACGGUUCAUUGGUGAUCAGGUCCACGGAGUUACUGGUAGCGGCGUCGGUGUCUACAUGGUCAUCCCUGGAACAGGCUACGAGACGAGCUCUGGCGGUCCUUUCAUGCGCGAUAUAAACAAUCAGGGUAGCGAUCAGCAAGAGCUAUAUUGGUACAUGAAUUCAAACCACGAGCAAACAGAAUCUUACAGGACCGGGUUCUUUGGUCCUUAUGCAAUGGUAUUCACAUCUGGCUCAGCCCCUUCGGCAUCGCUCGAUACGUCCUUCUUCUCCUCUCUGAGCAUCAAAGGUUACGUCGCCGCCUCUGGUCGUGGUAAAGUCACCGGGUCGAUUUCAAAUGUCCAAUCCGGCUACCCAGUCGUCGUUGGCUUUAAGAACUCGGCCGCCCAAUACUGGACGACUGCCAGCGGAUCUUCCUACACCUCUCCCGCCAUGAAACCAGGAACAUAUACCGUGACGUUGUUCAAGGGCGAGCUCGAAGUUGGCACUGGCUCUGCAAGUGUGAGUGCGGGCGGGACGACCACGGUCAAUCUGUCGUCAAAUGAAAGUAUUCCAAAUGCCAUUUGGAGUAUUGGAAAUAGCGAUGGUACGCCAAGUGGGUUCCUCAAUGCCGACAAGAUCGAGACAAUGCACCCGUCCGAUUCACGCAUGAGUAGCUGGGGUCCCGUUACCUACACCAUUGGUUCCUCCUCGGCCUCGCAAUGGCCUAUGGCCCAAUUCAUCUCCGUCAACAACGGUAACAAGAUUAUAUGGACAGCGACUUCGUCUCAAAUCGGUGCACGAAAAAUCCGUAUUCGCAUCACGUCGAGCUUUGCAGGCGGACGGCCUUAUAUCACCGUCAACUCAUGGACCAGCUCGACACCAGCAGCACCUACCAAAAUCGACAGCCGAGGCGUCACACGCGGCACGUGGAGAGGAAAUAACCAGGCUUUCGAGUACAGCAUCCCAUCUGGAACAUUGAUCGCCGGCAAGAAUACCAUUACCAUCUACGUAGCGAGCGGAUCCUCGGGUGAUACUUUCCUCUCACCCAAUAUCAUCUUUGACUCGAUCGUCCUGUACUAA
Serendipita indica DSM 11827 is the source of this 1572-nucleotide messenger RNA. The record is from the annotation of a GenBank genome assembly. Lineage: Eukaryota; Fungi; Basidiomycota; Agaricomycetes; Sebacinales; Serendipitaceae.